AUGGACGCGUCGCCUCCCACUUCUAUUCCACGUCUCCGCCUCCCGCGUCACACGCUGCUGUACCAGGAUCAGGCUCUCACCCCCAUCGCCGGCCCGUCAACUCAGAACAGCGACUUCCUGCGCGCCGAAGAUGACGACGAAGACGCAGAAUCGACCCCGCGCAUGGGCGCAGCAUCGAUCCCCGACAAGUCAUCUCCGAAAAACACGAUGUCUUCCAUCCCCUCCUCCGACAACCCCACCGCACGGCUGCGCGCUCUCCUCGCUCGCGUCCCCAACUCCCCCGUCAACGGCGCGCCAGUCGCGUCUGCAUCUCGACAUAUGUCGUUCCCCUCUACGUCAGAUAUCGACUCCGACUUUGAGCCUCCUCCAUCCACGAAUGCUUCUAGCGUUGUGCGCGAAAGCUUGAAGGAACUCUUUUCACACGCGCUGCGCGAAGCCGGCAACACGCCACGGAAAACAUCACGACCUCGCCGGAAUAGUAUUGAUGGGAGUGAGGUGGAGUCUAAUACCCCGAAGUUUGAGGAGCGUGCGAGGCAUAAGGCGAGCAGGCAAGUUCUCAGCGAUGAGGAAGCGGACAAGUCAAACUCCAGCACCUACACCGCCAUUAAGUCUACGCCCAUGCGUACUUUCCAAAUUUCCGCUCAGUUCGGAAUGGAGUCAAAUCUCAUGGACCAAGACUCAGAAAUGCAAAACGCGCUCCAUGGAAUGGAUAGUUAUGAGAUCACCCGCCCAUCCUCCCAAACACGAGAGCUCGCAUCGCCACUCAUGGGCCUCUCCUGGCGGCGAGCGGGCGAGCCCGUCACGCCACCUCAGCCGACCAAGUAG
Molecule: messenger RNA, 825 nt
Organism: Epithele typhae
Lineage: Eukaryota; Fungi; Basidiomycota; Agaricomycetes; Polyporales; Epitheliaceae
Exons: 5
Coding region: 1-825 (274 amino acids)
Source: RefSeq, a predicted model, not a curated record